Messenger RNA from Fusarium musae, 219 nucleotides. RefSeq lists its product as uncharacterized. NCBI's taxonomy places the organism in Eukaryota, Fungi, Ascomycota, Sordariomycetes, Hypocreales, Nectriaceae. The record is from RefSeq and is a predicted model, not a curated record. The transcript is spliced from 2 exons. Bases 1 to 219 code for a protein of 72 amino acids.
AUGGGUGUCUCGAUUAACAAGGUGUGGACUGUUGAGAUGAAGGACCCCAAUCAACUCGCUCAGUACUGCACCUUCAAGAGCAGCAGGGAGCUCAGCUCUUAUGUUGAUGUCAUUGUUCCAGACAUCGUUUACCAGGCUGCCUUUGUUGCGCAGAACUACUUCUUGGUGCCUCAAUCCUACUUCAACGGAAACGACGGCGGAAAUUCCUCGCAGGUUUAG